GAAGAUGAAAGAAUAAAUUCUCUAUCUUAUCGGAGCUUGGCUUCACUAGCGGUGGGGGGGGUUUAUUUAAUAUGAGGGGCAAGAAGCUACCUGGUAUGUACCAAGGUAGACAAGCGUCAUCUAGCCUCCGUUAUAGCAAUGACUUGGAUUGCGACACCACUUACUCUGCACACCACACCAUCUUGCAUAUAAUCCUCUUUCCCCAACAUCCUGCAGGAGUAACAGUCGCAGGAUCAGUAACCAUGGCCACAACCGUCAUCCUAGGCACAGGCAUCAUCGGCACAUCGACAGCAUACUACCUCUCCAAGCACCAGCCCGCAUCCAGCAUCCACCUCGUCGAGCCGUCCCCUGAACUCUUCGCCUCUGCCUCCGGGUUCGCAGGUGGGUUCCUGGCUAAAGACUGGUUCUCUCCCGCCUCCGCCGAGCUGGGCGCCCUUAGCUUCGAGGAACACCGCAAGCUUGCCGAGAAAGAGGACGGGAGGAAUAGAUGGGGGUACGCAGCUAGCACGUCCGUCAGCUUGUCCCCGCCCACGGAUAAGAAGAGGGUCGAUGUUUGGUGCCGCGUAGGCGCGAGCCGUGCUGAGGCUGCCAGCGGGGCGACGACGGCGGGGGUGGCGCCUGAGUGGUUGGAUGGGAAGGGACUGGUGGUCGAGGUUAUUAGUGAUGAGGGGACCGCGGCGCAAGUAGAUCCGUUGCAGUUAUCGCAAUUCUUACUCCAGAAGUGUCUCGACGCGGGCGUGCGGCUGCACCACCCCGCCAAGGCGAUCUCUAUCCAGACAGACGUGCGGAACGAAGUCUCGAGCAUAUGUAUUGCGGACACGCAGUCUAGCACCGAGACGGACAUCCCGUGCACGAAUAUCGUGAUCGCGGCUGGCGCGUGGUCGCCUCAGGUCUUCGCCACGCUGUUCCCGACUUCGGGGUUCAAGCUGCCCGUUACGAGUCUUGCGGGGCAUUCACUCGUGGUGAAAUCGCCGAAGUGGACGAAGGAGCACGAGGACCAGGGUUGCCACGCCGUCUUCAUGGAGAGCCAGCCUGGGUAUUGCCCUGAGAUUUUCUCGAGGGUAGGCGGGCAUAUCUACGUCGCGGGAUUGAAUUCGGCGACGGAGCCACUCCCUGCGCUGGCUACUGAUUCGAAGAGCAAUAUCUCAAGACCCGCUAUCGAGAAGUUGCGCGAGACGGCUAAGAAGGUGCUCGGAGAAGACGAAGUGGAGGUGGUGAGGGAAGCUUUGUGUUUCCGCCCGGCGACCGAUCGGGGUACCCCGAUCCUGGGUCGUAUCCCGGAUAGCUGUCUUGGACCCGCUACGAACACGAGACCUAGCCCCGAGGGGGGAGUGUAUCUUGCGGCUGGGCAUGGGCCGUGGGGCAUCAGUAUGAGUCUUGGGACGGGAAAGGUCAUGGCUGAGAUGAUUCAGGGGAGGGGGUUGAGCGCCGAUGUGUCUGGGCUGGGGCUAGAUGUCUGAUCGGGAGACCGCGCCAUCGAGGUGUUUUGGACCCUUUUUAUCGUGGAAUGAUCUCGAUGCUGGAUAUUUAUCAGCCCUGGGAGAAUUCCGUGUUCGAGAUACGCCUGGUUGUUGAUAGCGUGUAGCCAUAAUGUCUUUAGCUGGUUUGCUAGCUUAUGACAUAUUUACCCCUACUACACAUUCACUGAAAGUAUAGGUACGCAAGGAUCUAAUAUUUUUUUUCAACUUGGAGAAAAAAAGGAGUAAGAAAAAUUCCAUUAUUCAAUCCUUCGUCAAUAGACUAGUCUAUCAUAAAAUAGAUACACCCGUAUCACAAACAAAAUCCUCAUUGAAUUACCC
Molecule: messenger RNA, 1799 nt
Organism: Annulohypoxylon maeteangense
Lineage: Eukaryota; Fungi; Ascomycota; Sordariomycetes; Xylariales; Hypoxylaceae
Product: FAD dependent oxidoreductase
Exons: 2
Coding region: 72-1460 (462 amino acids)
Biological process (GO): retrograde transport, endosome to Golgi
Cellular component (GO): cytoplasm; late endosome
Molecular function (GO): oxidoreductase activity
Source: RefSeq, a predicted model, not a curated record